AUGGAUGGGCGUCCCGUGCCGCCCUAUCGGGCUGUGUCCGAAGCAACGCGGCAGCGCGAGACUUUCAAAUAUGAUCCAACUUUGCUGUCUACAAGCAAAGUAAACGACAGUGGCCAGCUUCGCCCAAGCUCUGAGCUGACGCCUUCCCAAGAUCUGGUCUUGACUGGCCUGGCUCAGUUGGCUCUAUUUCAAACUGGCACUGAGCGGGCCUUCAUUUCGCUCUUUGACGUGGAGCACCAGUAUUUCAUCGCCGAAGCCACUAGAGAGCUUCCCAUAGCGGCAGAGGAUAGCAGCCUCGGCCUCUGGAUGUGCGGCACUGCCAUUCCUCGCGCCCACAGCACUUGUGAGUACACUCUUCUCGAGUCUCACCGCCUUGAGCGAUCGUCUGGAAGCACUUCUCUGGAGAGAGACGCAACUCAGUUCGAUCACUGCGAGAAUGAAGGUGAUCAACUACCAGUUCUUGUGGUCAAAGACCUGGCAACAGAUGCUCGUUUCAAGACAAAGCCCUAUUGCCAGCCUGAGGGUGGCAAUCAUUUCUAUGCCUCUGUCCCAAUUCGCACUCAGCGAGGCAUCAACAUUGGCUCUCUGUGCGUUGUCAGCUCCAUGCCAAACUGCAGAUGGAACGGCCAGUUCUCGACGCUGAUGCGCAGACUCUCUCUGGCCGUCAUGGACCAUUUGGAGGCCAACUCUUCAAAGAUAGCCAACAAGCGCAGCGAGCGCAUGAUUAGAGGCCUGGGCUUCUUCGUUGAAGGCAAAGCCACAGCGUCGUCUCGGAGUCCUGCUGCUGGCCGGGAGACGUUUACAGAAACUCCAGAUGCGUUACGCCUGGCCCGGCAAGCACUUUUGAAAGACGGCGAAGCCCCCAGCAAGCAGCCUCUCCCAGAAGUCACUCCCGAGGCCAAACAAGCCAAGCCCGUAGCAGAGACAAAAUGGGCCGAUACCUUUAUCCCUGGUCCCAACCCAAUGGUUGACACAUUCUCUGAGGCUGCACAAACAAUCCGCGAGUCUCUUGAGACCGACGGCUGCCUUUUCCUAGACUCGUCUGCGGGGUCCUUUGGCGAAUAUGGCGGUCGUACCAAGGGGUCACGAAAGAAUCGCGCUUCCAAUUCCCCGUCUCGGGGUGAUGAGAGCAGCAGCGAGGAUGAAGAUGACGACAGCGGAAGUGACUCCAAGAAGUGGCCGGCCUGCCAAGUGCUGGGCUAUUCGACAACGGAAAGCCGCAGCAAGGACUUGGAAGAUGGCUCGCUGCCGAGAAUCAACAUGGCACAGCGAUUCCUCGCCAAGCUCCUUCAGCGGUAUCCAAAGGGCCACAUCUUCAACUUUGGAAUCAAUGGAGAACUGCAGUCCAGCGACUCGUCAGACGACGACGGCUGGAUGACGGAUCCCUCCAAGGACUCUGACAACAUGAAGUCUGUUCAGCCAGCACCACAGCAGCCAGUGCCAGACGACGCGUCCCAGUCUAAGCGCCAUAGGCGUCCUUGGGCACGGCACAACGAAGGACGAAUCAUCCAAGAGAUGUUUCCAAAGGCCCGCAGCGUGGCUUUUGUCCCCGUCUGGGAUCCCAGAAAACAGCGAUGGUGCGCUGGAGGCUUCAUCUACACGCUGACUCCGACCAGAAUCUUCACAGUGGGCGCAGAGUUGAAUUUCCUCAAGGCCGUCAGCAUCCUGGCUAUUGCCGAGACACUUCGCCUCAAGACAUUUGCUGCAAACCAGGCCAAGUCGGAUGCGCUGAGCUCUCUGUCCCAUGAACUGCGAUCACCUCUGCAUGGUGCUGUCCUCGGCAUCGAGCUGCUUCGUGACACUGAGCUGACCGUCUUCCAAGGCAACAUUGCCCACACCAUUGAGAUUUGCUGCCGCACGCUGGUGGACACCGUGGACCAUCUCCUUGAUUAUUCCAAAGUGAAUAAAUUCAUCCAAGCCCGCAAAACGGGUGGUCAGACGUCGGAGCCUAGAGGGCUACGACAGAGCACUGCACGAUCGGUCGAGGAGGGAAUGCUGAGCUUGUACAAGCACAUUCGGCUCGAUGGUAUUGUUGAAGAAGUCAUGGACGGCGUCUAUGCGGGUUUCAAUUUUAUGCACAUGGCCCUGCAGCUCGCCAAGCACAAGACUUCUGCUCACUCUACAGACUUCACUGCAAUGCGCCGUCUCGACGCCAUGCAAGCUGUGGAGGAGCUUGGCUCCAACGGCAAGGUUGCGCUGGGAGAGGUGACUGUCUUCCUUGAAAUUGACCACGACUGCAACUGGCGAUUCUACACGCAGCCUGGUGCAAUCCGACGCAUCGUGAUGAACCUGCUGGGCAACUCGCUCAAAUACACUCAACGGGGCUCCAUCAAGGUGCGCCUCAGCCAAUCCAAGCCGAAGCGAAAGUCCUCGGCGGAUGCUGUUGUCAACAUUGUCGUGUCUGACACCGGAAAGGGCAUUGGAGAAGACUACCUGCGCAAUGACCUGUACAAGCCAUUCUCUCAGGAAGACCAUCUCGCCCCGGGAACUGGAUUGGGCCUGAGCUUUGUAAAGCAAAUCACGUCGCAGCUUAGAGGGCGCGUUCAUGUGGAGAGCCGAGUCAGCGUGGGCACCAUUGUUCGUGUUUCUUUGCCGCUUAUGCAGACGGUGAAUGCGCCUGAUGGCACUCCACAAAUUGCUGAGAACGAAGGGGAUUUUGACAAGCACGUUGCAGAGGCAACGGGUCUGCGUGUCAGCCUGAUGGGCUUCGAUAUUGGCAAAAGAGGCAGGCGGCGUAUGUUGGACGGAUCCUAUACGGAUCUCCAGGUCGAGGUUGAUCGCAAUUGUCGCGAGUGGCUUGGUCUAAAGGUCAUUACCGAGGCCGAAGCCAACGAGAAGGCCCCCGACUGCGUCAUCUGGGUUGAGGAUACUCUUGCCGCCUCUCCGCCGGACGAGAUCAUGCAUGGACCUCCGUGCGUUGUCCUGUGCAGAAACACUCUAGUGGCUUUCAAGAGCGCAGCGCAGUUUGAACGCGUCAAGGCGCACCGCAUCUUUGAAUUUAUUGCACAGCCACUAACCUUUUGCUUCUUUCCACCUAGUGUCGGUCCCCGUAAACUCGCCAAAGCAGUUGCCAUGGCUUUCAGGCGUGGCAACGAGAUGAAGUCAAUUCCUAUCACUCCCUCUGCAGCGCGGGAAGAGACGGGCGAGCCAACGCUUGAAACGGCAAAGGAAGACGAGGCCACGCCUGAGCCUGAGUUUCUGCUCGUAGAGGACAACAACAUUAAUCUCGACAUUCUAGCCAUCUACAUGAAGAAGCUUGGCCGGGCCUACCACACCGCUACUAACGGCUCUUUGGCCGUUGAAGCCUACAGGGAGAAUCCAAACCACUGCAAAUACAUCUUCAUGGACGUCUCGAUGCCAGUUAUGGACGGCUUCGAGGCCACGCGUCGCAUUCGUGCCUACGAGCGUGAACACCAGCUCAAGCCCUGUGUCAUCUUUGCACUCACGGGCCUGGCCUCGGAGAGCGCGCAGCAAGAAGCCUUUGGCAGCGGCGUGGAUCUGUUCCUGACCAAGCCCGUCAAGCUUAAGGAGCUGGGCAUGAUUCUUCGAUCCAGAGGACUGCUUCCUGAAGAGCCCCUGGUUGUGGUGACCAAGAAUGGCACACACCUUGCCUAA
This is a messenger RNA of Trichoderma atroviride IMI 206040, 3615 nucleotides long. The record is from RefSeq and is a predicted model, not a curated record. Lineage: Eukaryota; Fungi; Ascomycota; Sordariomycetes; Hypocreales; Hypocreaceae.